AUGGCUGCGCUUCGAAACUUCCUGGUGCUUCUUUGUACGCUUCUAGUCGCCGUGCACCUGCCCGCGGCCGUGACGGCAGAUGUCGGGAACCCCAUUUUCGCCUCAAUCUUCGGGCAUGGCCUGCUCGGCUCGGGCAAGGCGCUUUCGGGAGACGUGCGCGAGGACGCGAAUGUGAGAGCGAUCCGUUAUAGGAUUCGCUCUCUUAUGGAGGACGGCGGCGAGGAGUCGGCCGAUUCAGGGGCUGUUCGCGGUGUGGCGACGGACGCCGUGCUCUCCGCGCUGCAGGGGGAAGGCGCGGACGCUGACGUGGCAGCGGAGAAUACGAGGAGGAUGCUGAAGAGGGAGAAGGGCGAGAAUAAGAAGAAGGACGAGGAGCAUGAUUGGAAGAAUGAGGAGAGGAGGGAUGAGGAGAACAAGCGGAAAGAUGAGGAGAAUAAGAGGAAGGACGAGGAGAAUAAGAGGAAGGAUGAGGAGAAUAAGAGGAAGGAUGAGGAGAAUAAGAGGAAGGAUGAGGGGAAUAGGAGGAAGGUUGAGGAGAAUGGGAGGAAGGACGAGGAGAAUAAGAGGAAGGACGAGGAGAAUGGGAGGAAGGACGAGGAGAAUAAGAGGAAGGACGAGGAGAAUAAGAGGAAGGACGAGGAGAAUAAGAGGAAGGACGAGGAGAAUAAGAGGAAGGACGAGGAGAAUAAGAGGAAGGACGAGGAGAAUAAGAGGAAGGACGAGGAGAAUAAGCGGAAGGACGAGGAGAAUAAGAGGAAGGAUGACGAGGAGAAUAAGAGGAAGGACGAGGAGAAUAAGCGGAAGGACGAGGAGAAUAAGAGGAAGGAUGACGAGGAGAAUAAGAGGAAGGACGAGGAGAAUGAGAGGAAGGACGAGGAGAAUAAGAGGAAGGACGAGGAGAAUAAGAGGAAAGACGAGGAGAAUAAGAGGAAGGACGAGGAGAAUAAGAGGAAGGACGAGGAGAAUAAGAGGAAGGAUGAAGAGGAGAAUAAGAGGAAGGAAGAGGAGAAUACGAGGAAGGACGAGGAGAAUAAGAGGAAGGACGAGGAGAAUAAGAGGAAGGACGAGGAGAAUAAGAGGAAGGACGAGGAGAAUAAGAGGAAGGACGAGGAGAAUAAGAGGAACUACUGCCCGUCGCGCUCUGCCAUCGCGCCUGCCGCGCGCCUACUGCCGCGCCCCGCCGCCGCGCCCUGUCGAGCUCGCUGCCGCGCGCCCUACCACGCCUGCCGCACCCUGACGCGCUCCCUGCCGCGCGCCUGCAGCGCGCCCUGCCACGCCCGUCGCGUGCCUGCCGCGCCCUACCGCGUGCCUGUCGCGUGUCCCGCUGCGCGCCUGCCGUGCGCCCUGCUGCACCCAGCCACGAGCCUGUGGCGCGCCUGCCGCGCGGCCGCCAUCGCGCCCUGCCGCCGUUUCUGCCGCGCGCCCUUCUGUCGCGCCUGCCGAGCCUACCGGCCGCGCCUGCAGCCGUGCCUGCCGCCGCUCCUGCCGCACACCUGCCGCCGCGACUGCCGCCGCGACUAUCGACGCCGUCGAGUCUGGGCUGCUGCCCGCCGCCAUGCCUGCAGCUAG
This is a messenger RNA of Closterium sp. Naga37s-1, 1569 nucleotides long. Lineage: Eukaryota; Viridiplantae; Streptophyta; Zygnematophyceae; Desmidiales; Closteriaceae. The record is from the annotation of a GenBank genome assembly.